Molecule: messenger RNA, 1439 nt
Organism: Closterium sp. NIES-67
Lineage: Eukaryota; Viridiplantae; Streptophyta; Zygnematophyceae; Desmidiales; Closteriaceae
Source: the annotation of a GenBank genome assembly
GCUGCUGAUCGAAUCAGGGCUGGGGAACUCCAUGUGGCCUCAUGCGGUGAGGCAUGCUACAGUGGCAAGGAACCGCGUACUCACAAAGGUGGCUGAUGAUAUGUGGGUGCCGCUGGAGAGCCAGAUGGAGAAUCACACAUGGGACCUGGUGUACUUGCCAAAUGGGAAGAAGGCAAUACAGUGCAAGUGGCUGGCAAAAAUCAAGACGGAUGAGAAAGGAGAGCCAUCAGUUUACAAGAGCAGGCUGGUGGCAAAGGGGUUUCAGCAGAAAGCGAAGGAAGAUUACAAAGAAGUGUUUGCCCCAACUGCUAAGUCUCCAACGCUACGUGUGCUGCUGGCGGUAGCUGCUGUGCGCAAAUGGAAGGUGAAGCAGAUGGACAUCGUAACCGCUUUUCUGUACGGCAUUGUGGAAGAGGAGGUGUACAUGGUUCAACCACCUGGCUAUGAGGAUGGAACCGGUCGUGUCUGCAAACUUAACAAGGCCAUCUAUGGCUUGAAGCAGGCCCCGAGAUGCUGGUACAACAGGCUGGCCAGUGCACUGGAAGGGAUUGGAUUCCGUGCGAGUGCAUGCGACGAGAGCCUAUUCCUGAUGAGCGAGGGGGAGUCGCUUGUGCUUCUGCUGGUGUACGUGGAUGACAUCCUGCUCUUCAGCAGCAGUGACAAGGAGAUCGAUGGGGUGCAGCGGAAGCUCACAGAGCAGUUCAAGUGCAAGUCACUUGGAGAGGCAAGGUACUACCUGGGAAUGCACAUUGAGCGGGAUACUGAACGUGGCUGGCUCAAACUGCAUCAGGGACAGUACAUCAACACCUUGGCUGAGAAGUACUCUCUGCAGGAAGAACGGGAAGUGGUCACACCUUUGCCUUCCGAGUUCAAACUCAUAAAGGCAGCUGAAGGAGAAGGAGUUGAGAGUGAAGACCAGAGGCAAUUCCAAUCCAUGGUCGGGAGCCUACUCUACGCUGCUGUGCAUACUCGGCCUGACAUCAGCUUUGCUGUGGGACAGCUGGCUCGAGUAGUGCAAAAUCCAACAGAAGAGCAGUGUGGUGCAGCGGAGAGAGUGGUGCGCUACCUCAAGUCAUACCCUACAGUGGGAGUACAGUAUUCAGCCUCUGCUCAACUCAGUCAAAAAGGAUUGAAGUCCUCAAAGAGAAGGGGGAGCAGCUCGGAGAAGGAAAGGUGUUCCUUUCCUGUUUUGCUGAUGCCACGUGGGCUUCUGAGCAUGAGGAUUCAUCAUCAGUUGGUGGAUACAUCUGCAUGGUGGGAGGUGGGCCUGUAAGUUGGAGGUCCAAGAAGCAGUCUGAGACGGCACUAUCUUCAGUGGAAUCUGACUACGGAAUCGAGUGAUUCAACUUUCAGUGGAAAGCUGACGCUGCCAGCUACAACAUAUCCGAUUUUCAGAUCGUUUCACCGAUUGGAGUUUUUGAUAUAGCUAUUCGAAGGUC